AUGGCGAUCAGUGUAAAUAUGAAGCAUAGUCGGGAGGAGUUAAACGAUCAUGGGGGUCAGAUAGUGCUACAAUCUUUUUGGGGAUAUCUUAGCCUUUUCUUUGACAAUUUAGGGACAAAGUUUAUGACUGACAUGUGCACAAUAGUAAAUGGAAACGAAUUUGAUCUUACUGAAUUGGAAAUGAUGAAAGUAGAAAAGCAAACAAACUGGCGCCAGUGGUUUAUUGUUUGUUCAGCUGUAAUUGCUGUUUACCUAAUUCACGGUGAACACGCAAAAUCUGUCUGCAACAUCAGUACUACUCUGCCUGCUGCGUUUUUCACAUACAAGCAACUUUCUGAUCAACGAACUCGCAUCUUCGCUUACAAAGCUACAUUAUUUUACUGGUCGAUUCAUGGGAUUCUGAUUGCUUUUGAUAACGUCUUCACUGAUACUUUCGGCUAUUUCUUUGGGAAGUUUGUACUACUCCUUGUCCUGUUCUUCAACAUUAUUUAUCAAUAUGAUAUGGGUAGAAAUGUUGCCGAACAGCAUAAACACAAUACUGCAACUAACAAUUCGAAAAUAUCUACUCGAACUGGUUUCUUAGUCUCGUCAUUUGAAUCUGAUAUGAGCCUUGACACUACUAUGGUGGUUACUGAUAAUUCACAACUUAUGAUCCGAGUAAAUACAUUUAAUCAACACAUUUUAAAUAUAUUACAAGACAUGUUAUUCAAAAAUGACAAUUUUAGUCCUCUUUCACUGAAUUCGACUAAAAGUACACUAAUGACGGCUUGCUCAUCACUAGCACAUAGUACGGCAAUAGCCGCUGUUUCGAAUACCUCAUUGGCUCACGACGCAUCAUUGAAAUCAGUCUGUUCAGUUAAAGGACAGCGUUUCAAUGAAAUGGAUAUUAAAACUGCGGAAGCUCAACUAAGUGCUAUGACGGGCAUAACAGUAUCAGAAGGAGUUAAUCAGGAAAUGAUUAAGGAUGUUACCGAAGUUGCCCAUUCUGAUGAAUGUCAACUACUUGAUUGUGAAGCAAAAUUUUCUGCUCUUGACCCCAAUGCUUCCUAUGUACCAGAUAAAGCAACUGAGGAGAAGGAAAUGUUGGUCACCGAUCCAGUUGAUUGCAUUGUAUUCAAGCUACCUUAUAACGAUUCGGUUACCAUUUGUGUAACCAACAAAUAUUCCUGUCCAAUAAUGUGGGCUCUUAAAACUAAUGCAAUUUUGCGUAUGAUUGCUCAGCCAACAUGUGGUACAUUGGAACAAAAUGCUACAGUACAUAUUAAAAUUGGAAUGACGUCAGUUCCCCCUCAAGAUUCUGGUAAAAAAGAUCGAGUAGCCAUUGAUUAUUGCCUGAUCGAUAAUCAUACAGAUGGGACUGAUCGUUCAUUUCUGUACAAAUUACAAGGCCCACUGCGCAAACGCAAGAAGUUUGAAGUAUAUUAUGAAGUCUAAAA
Thelazia callipaeda (thelaziosis nematode) is the source of this 1436-nucleotide messenger RNA. The record is from the annotation of a GenBank genome assembly. NCBI's taxonomy places the organism in Eukaryota, Metazoa, Nematoda, Chromadorea, Rhabditida, Thelaziidae.